Dermatophagoides farinae (American house dust mite) is the source of this 384-nucleotide messenger RNA. The record is from RefSeq and is a predicted model, not a curated record. Lineage: Eukaryota; Metazoa; Arthropoda; Arachnida; Sarcoptiformes; Pyroglyphidae.
AUGGCCACUGCUUCGAAUACUAAUGCAGCAGCAGCACCAAAUAUGGUAUCGGGUAGUGAUAAAAAAGAUGAGAUUGAUAUUGAUCCAAAAUCAAAAGCUGUAUUCUAUAAAAAAGGCUAUGAAAUUCUAGCUAAAAUUGGUAGCGGUGCAUUUGGACAGGUAUAUCAUGCACGUAAUUUUAAAAAUGAUAUCGAUUGUGCCGUCAAAGUAUUGGAUCUGAACGCAAUGUCGAAAAAAGUUUGUGAAAAAUUUUUACCACGUGAAUUGUCAGCAUUGAUGGAAGUAAAACAUCCGUAUGCAAUACGUGUAUAUGAUAUAAUUCGUUCGAAUCAUCGUAUCUAUAUAUUUAUGGAAUUUGCCGGCAAUGGUGAUCUUACUAUCUGA